GGGCGGGACUUCCGGCGUCUUUCUGAUGGCGGUCGUUUGGCGGCUUUUGCUGCCGUCUGCAGGACCCGAGGCUCUAGGUCACUCGGUGGAGCGGAGCUUAGAGAAACUGGAAGGAGCCCGAGGGGGCGCCGUCCACACUGCCCAGGAGUGAGCGGGUUGCGGAACCCGCUUCCGGGAUUUUCGGCCUAGGUCUCCGCCAUUAUCCUGCGCGUCUCCUGGCACCACCGCGCCCACAGGGUCCUAUGUCAACCAACGCGGUGCAGGACCCGGCCCAGGUUCCCAUGGUGGCAGCAGCAUUUAUGGUCCCUGGACAGGGCCAUGUGAUCUUUGAGGAUGUGGCUGUGUCCUUCUCCCAGGAGGAGUGGGGCCUCCUUAACGAUGCUCAGAGACUCCUGUACUGUGACGUGAUGCUGGAGAACCUGUCACUUAUAGCCUCCCUGGGGUGUUGGAGUGCAUUAGGUACUGAGGAGGCCACUUCUGAACAAUGUGUUUCUGUAAAACAAGUGACACAAGACAGGAAUCCAAAUCCAGACCUAUCUAUCCUGAAGACUCUUACUUCAGAUAUGGGUGCCCUGGUAGAGAAAUAUGUUUUGUACCUGGCUGAGCACCAAGGAGUGCAUCCUGGGCUGAAACCGUCCUCUUCUGGGGCUUGUGGGAAAAUGUUCACUUCUCACCUACAACAGCACCAGAAGCAGCCCAGUGGAGAGAAACACCUCAGAAGGGAAGAGAAUGGGGCCUUGCUUGUGACGAGCUGUAAAGUCUUUUUACCCGACAAUAUGUUCACAUGCGGAGAGAUUGAGAAGGCUUUCUUAGGCAGCUUGGGCUUUCCCCAGCACCAGCCCUCCCACGAUGGACAGCAUCCAGGAAGAAGCAGGGAGAGCAGGGAGGUCUCUCACCCUGGACAAGGGCAUUACGAGUGCAGCGAAUGUGGCAAAGCCUUCAGUAAAAAGUAUAAAUUCACGGAGCACCUGAGAGUUCACACUGGAGAAAAACCUUAUGGGUGCAGCGAGUGCGGCAAAUUCUUCAGACUCAGGGGAGGUCUUUCUCAUCAUCGUAGAGUUCACACAGGAGAAAAGCCUUUUGAUUGUGGUAAAUGUGGGAAAGUCUUCAUCUACAAAUGUAAACUUGUUCAGCACCAAAGAGUCCACACUGGAGAAAGACCCUAUGAGUGUAAUGAAUGUGGGAAAGCCUAUGCCCGCAAGGAUUCACUUGUCCAGCACCAAAAGGUCCACACUGGAGAGAAACCUCAUAAAUGCACUGAAUGUGGGAAGCUCUUCCUUUACAGAAAUAAACUUCUUGUGCACCAGAGGAUCCAUACUGGAGAAAAGCCUUUUAAGUGUACCGAAUGUGGGAAGUCCUUCAGUUAUAAAACCAGUCUUAUUAUCCACCAGAGAACCCACACUGGAGAAAGGCCUCAUAUGUGCAGUGAGUGUGGGAAAGCCUAUGUCAACAAAAAAAGUCUUAUUGUACACCAGAGAAUUCACAAUGGAGAAAAAGUUUAUGGGUGUAAGAAAUGUGGGAACUUCUUUAUAAGCAGCUUUGCCCUUAAUAAACACCAGAAUGUUCACACUGCACAAAGGCGUUAUGAGUGCAGUGAAUGUGGGAAAGCUUUCAAGAGGAAAAUCAGACUUGCUGAGCACCAGAGAAUCCACACUGGAGAAAGACCCUAUGAGUGUAAUGAAUGUGGGAAAGCCUUCAAGCUGAAGAAUACACUUGUUAGCCACCGAAAUGUCCACACUAGAGCAAAGCCUUUUCAGUGCAGUGAAUGUGGGAAGCCCUACAGUAACAAAACAAGUCUUGUUGUCCACCAGAGAAUCCACACUGGAGUAAAGCCUUUUCAGUGCAAUGAAUGUGGGAAGCCUUACAGUUACAGAACAAGUCUUAUUGUCCACCAGAGAAUCCACACAGGAGAAAGGCCUUAUGAGUGUAGUUCUUUGUAUGUAGCUCCAAGCUCAUAAAAAAGAGGAAAGUUCACACUGGAGAAAUGUCUUCUGGACUUAUGUGUUCCUUCACUUGAGUUAAUAUCUAGCACCACAACUCCUGUGUUGUAGAGUAGGUGAACGUUUAACUUAUGUGGGGUCAAACUUUUGUGUGUGUGUGUGGUAAACAGCCCUCUCACUGUUGUGGCCUCUCCCGUUGCGGAGCACAGGCUCCGGAUUCUCAGGCUCAGUGGCCAUGGCUUACGGGCCCAGCCACUAAGCGGCAUGUGGGAUCCUCCUGUACAGGGGCACGAACCCGUGUCCCCUGCAUCGGCAGGCGGACUCCCAACACUGCGCCACCAGGGAAGCCGCAGUCAAACUUUUUAAAGUGGUAGUAUCCUUUUACAGUCUUGCCAGAAACACCAGAACCCAAGUUCCCAUUCUUUCCAUUCUUACCAACACUUGGUAUGUGCAGGAUUUCUAAUUUUUGUGACAUCGUAGGUGUAUAGUGGUAUCAAGUGAUUUUAAUUUGCAUUUCCCUAAUGACAUGAUGCUGAGUGGUCUUCCAUGUGUUAAUUUCCAGCCAUAUAUUGUUAUUGAAAUUUCUAUUCAUUUGAUUUGUUGUUCUAAUUACUGAGUUUUGACAUUUCUUCAUGAAUUAUUGAAUAUGGUCCUCUAAUGGAAAUACUUAGCAAUACUUUCUUCCAGAAUUGGUCUUGUCUUUUCAAUUACUUUUCCAGAGAAAAAGUUCUUAAUUUUAGUGUAGUCUAAUUUGUCCAUUCUUAUACUUUUUCCCGUUUCCUCCUGUAACUUUUAUGGUUUAGGGUUUUUAUUGAUGCAAAGGAAUCAUUUUCAAUUAAUUGUGGGAGUUAUUUUUUAAAAUAUAGACACCCAAUUGCUGCAGCGAUACUGAUUUAAAAGAUUAUACCUUUUACCCUGAAUUCCUUUAGUAUCUUCAUCGAAGGUCAAUCAUUUAUGUAUAUGUUUAUUUCUGGAAUUUCUAUUCUGUUGCAUUUAUCUACUUUAUUUAUGCCAGUAUUUUCAUGUAUUAACUAAUUUGUUUUUAUAGUAUGUCUUGAAAUCAAGGUUGUAUACUCCUUUGACUUUCUUUUUUUCAGUCAUUAUAGCCUUUCUUGGUUCUUUGCUUUUCCAUAUGAAGUUUAGAAUUCACUUUUCAGCUUAUACAGCACAAAAAAUCCUACUAGGAGUUUCACUGGGCUUGCAUUUAGUCUUCAAUUUAUUUUUAUUUUUUGGCUGUUCCGUGCAGCUUAUGGGAUCUUAGUUGCCUGAUCAGCAAUUGAACCCAGGCCAGGGCAGUGAAAGCGCUGAGUCCUAACCACUGGACCUCCAGGGAAUUCUCCUAAUCUUUAGUUUAGAAAGAAAUACUGAGUGUCCCAAUCCAUAAACAUGAUACAUCUCCUUUUAUGUAGAUCUUAUUUAAUUUUGGAUGGAAAUGUUUUUAGAUUUCUUUUUAUAGGUCUUGCAUAUGUAUUUUCUAAAUCUGAUAAUAUUGUGAAUGAGAAUUAAAAAAUUUUUCUUUGUGAAAUGUUCAGUGCUAGUACGCUAAGAGAGAUAUCAAACUACGGAUAGAAGUGAGCCUUCUUAAUCCUACAACAUCUACAAAGAGUAAUUAGAAAUACUAUACCUUUGAACCAUUAUUAAACUAUUGCCAUUAGAAUAAAAGGAGGGCAGCUGCUCAUUGUUCUCUUAUUCAGUAUCAUCCUGGAGUUCCAAUUUCAUUCAAUACGAAAAAAAAAAAACCGGCAAAAUAAUGAAUAUGUAGCAAUUGGAAAGGAAGAAAACACCUAAAAUAUAUCCUCAGUUUUCAUCUUCACUAUGAAUCCAAAUAUGGACACUCAUUUUAGUGCCUCAACCCAUCAUAAACUCAUAAUUGUUUCAUCACCCAUUCGCUGACCUUCUUACUUCCUUAGGACCCAUCACCUUCUAUUACGCUAUGCAACUUAAUAUCAUAGAAGAACUGCUUAUUUUAUUUUUCUAUCAAAUACAGAGUAAGUUCCAGUAGGAAAAUAUGUAUUUACAUGUUGUGCACUGAUACAUUCUGUAUUCCUAGAAACAUGUCUGAAACACAUAUGGUACUUUUUUAUUUUUGGCCUUACUGCGUGGCAUGUGGGGUCUUAGUUCCUGGACCAGGGAUCAAAUCCUUGCCCCCUGAAAUGGAAGUGCAGAGUCUUAACCACUAGAAUGCCGGGCAAGUCCCCCAUGUGGUACCUACUGACAUCUUAAAAUAUGGAACAAAAUGAUAAUGCACAUUUAACAUUCAUUUGCACAACUGUGGGUGUACUUUCUAACUCUCCUCACCCUGCUUUUUCCUUCAGUUUUACUACCAUGAAUGCUCUGAGUUAUAGGAAGAAAUUAUGUUUUGUGAAAAGCCUUUAAAUCUACUAAAAAAUCCCCAGUAGACAUUUUAGUGGUUUCCUUCUCUCACUUAUUAGAUGUCAGGUGUGUGUGUGUGUUUUUUUCCCUCACAUUCCAGUGGGAUUUUGAUUAUUUCAAAAACAAGUUUUCCACCAUCAAUUUCUGCCAGUCCUCAUGGAUAUCUAUCUCAUUAAGCACUUUUAUUAUUAUUUUUUUUUUUAGUUUAUUUAUUUCUUUUUGGCUGCUUUGGGUCUUCAUUGCUGUGUGUGAGCUUUCUCUAGUUGUAGCUAGUGAGAGCUACUCUUCGUUGCAGUGUGCAGGCUUCUCUUUGGGAUGGCUUCUCUUGUUGUGGAGCAAGGGCUCUAGGUGCAUGGGCUUCAGUAGUUGCAGUGCAUGGGCUUAGUUGCUCUGCAGCAUGUGGGAUCUUCCCGGACCAGGGCUCAAACCCAUGUCCCCUGCAUUGGCAGGCCGAUUCUUAACCACUGCGCCACCAGGGAAACCCUAAGUACUUUUAAUAGCUCUGGAUAGUUACACAGUCUGAAAUGUUUUUCUGAGUUUGUCUCCUCUCCAUAUGCAGACACUGUCAGUGCACUUACAGGUGACGUAAUCACUUCCAAGGAGCAGAUGACAUCGUGGGGUUCUAAACCUUUAUCUCAGGCUUAUGUGUCCCCAUUGCACACUCAGAUGCUGCCAUGGCAUACUUGUUAUGGGAGCAAAUACACAUUUGGUAAGUAUCUCUUCAGGUAUCUGAUUCUUAGAAAACAUUUUUGUCAGAAAACUGGAAAUUAACUCUUUCUAAAAUAAAUUUCACUUCCUGAGGUCAGGACAAUAAAAAAGGAACAAUCUUAUAUAGGUUAUAGAUAUAGACAGACAUAAGAACAAAGCCAUAAAAACAGGAAAGGCAUUUGCUGAGGAAACCAGAGGCAUGUUGCCCCCUCAUCAACGUGCAUCAGGAGUGCCUGACAGUUCCCCUCUCUCCUCAGUUGCAUUGUUUUGAAACUUGUUUCACUGGCUUCUCACUAAACACACUGAUCAUAAACAGGGUUCACUGUAGAGGCUUCAUGAUAAUGUAGGUUGUGAGUAAUAAGAUGAAGAAGAUAAGCUCCUACUCUGAGUAGAUGCCUAGUGUCUGUUGUAUCUGCUGAUGAGGGGCAUGUUGUGUCAUGGCGACUUGAAUGAUGUGUCUCUAAAUUUUUAUCCUUGGUGAAAUGCUGUUCAUUGCAUCUCAAGUACUUGGAUGUUCUCUUUAUCAUAGUAAUCAACACUCUCUACCCUCCCAGGGCCUUGGCUCCCAUUCCUCACCUAUAAAAAUGGAUCCAUUCUUCUGUCAUCUGUAUGUCUAUCAUCCACCUAUAUGUCUACCAUCUAUAUAUCUAUCUCUAUCAUCUUUGUCUUAUUGUGAUUUCAUCUCAAUGACAUGUCCCAUUUAUAAGAUAAUUUUCUUAAACAGAAAAUAAAAAUUUGGACCAGACAUCCUCUUAGAAGAAUGGAGUCACCCUGUGCUCAAUGAGAACAGGGCAUUUAAUUUAGACCCUUCCUGUGUCUCUGCAGAACUUCUAUGAUCAGGGGAAGUUGUCAAUCAUUACUACCUGUGACUCACUGGAGGCCAUUAAGAGUGGACUGAUCCACAACCUAAGCAAUGUCAUGGUUGUUAGACUCAGAUUUAUGCACACUCCCAAAUUCCCACAGGAAAUUCUACUGGCAUAAGUUUUUGUUAUUUAACUUCAUCUUGUGAUUCUUAUCAAGAUUUCUGGUUCUUUCUUUUGUCCCUUAUUUUGCUUCAUUUUCUAGUUUUGUAACCUGUUUUCAUCACACUGGUGAUAUUUUUUACUUCAACCUUAAAUGGUAUUAUAAAACUAAUGUUUACUAUGAAUAUUUUGACUGAACCCACUGGUGUAUAAAGUUAAACUGAAUAAUGAUAUUGAUACACGACACUCCUCCUCCCUUACAAAGUCCGCAUCCCAGGGAAGCAACACUUCACAAUUGGUGAGGAUCUCUCCAGACAGAAGUGACAACUUCAUAGAAAUAUUUGAUAAGAUCUCAGAGAACACCCCAUAACCACUGGACCACCAGGGAAUUCCCUCCCUUGGAUUUUUUAAUUGAAGUAUUUAUUGAGAAAAUCAGUGAUUCACAUGCAAGGGUAAGAAUACAGAGAGGGAGUUCCCUGGUGGUCUAGUGGUUAGGAUUUGGUGCUUUCACUGCCGUGACCCAGGUUCAAUCCCGGGUUGGGGAACUGAGAUCCUGCACACCUUGUGGCACAGAAAGGAGAGGACAAAGGAAGGGAAAGGGAAGGUAAGGAAUCAGAGAGAUCCUGUGUGUACUUUACCCAGUUUCCCCAAUAGUAAGACUAUAUUAUAUCACAACAAUUAUAUUGACAUUGAUACUAUCACCUGAUCUUAUUCAGAUUCCUCUAGUUGUAUUCAGGUUGUGGUUUUAUCCCUCUUUUUUUUUUUUAAGUUUUAUUUUAUAUUGGGCUAUAUUUGAUAUCCCUCUGGGUUAAGCCACUUUUUUAUCCUGGAUAUACCAUCAAGGCAACACAAAAUCUCUCUCAAUUUUUCUUCCAUUUUACUUAUGAUGUUAUGGAUUUUAAAAUUCCAUUUUGAUUGAGCAUUGUUUGUUUAAACUUUAUGGGAAAUGCUUAAAUUUGUACAAACUCAAAACUACAACACAAGGAAAUUUCAUCACUUUUGUUCCUGUCCUUCCAAUCUGUUAAAUCUCUGUCCCUAUAUUUAUACUCUUCUACUUGACUCAAAAAACAUGGUAUAUAUUCACUGUUAUACACUGUUCUGGACCAUAGUUUUUCACUUAAGAAUACAUCCUGGUAAGGGAACUCUUGACACUGUUGGUGAGAAUGUAAAUUGUUGCAGCCACUGUGGGAAAUAGUAUGAUGGUUUCUCAAAAAAACUAAACAUAGAACUACCAUACGAUCCAGCAAUUCUACUCCUGGGUAUAUAUCUGAAAAAAACCAAAAACACUAAUUCAGAAAGAUACAUGCACCCCAAUAUUCAUAGCAGCAUUAUUUACAAUUACCAAGAUAUGGAAGCCAUCUAAGUGUCCAUCAAGAGAUGAAUGGGUAAAGAUGUGGGGUGUGUGUGUGUAUACACACACACACACACACACACACAAUGGAAUACUACUCAGCCAUAAAAAUGAAUGAACAUUUACCAUUUGCAUCAAGACGCAUGGACUUGGAGAACAUUAUGCUAAGUGAAAUAAGACAGAGAAAGACAAAUACUGUAUGAUAUCACUCAUAUAUAGAAUAUAAAAAAUAAACUAGUGAAUAAGACAAAAAACAGUCUUACAGAUAAAGAGAACAAACUAAUUGUUACUGGAAGGAAGAGGGUGGGGCAAAAUAGGGAUGGGGGAUUAAGAGGUACAAACUACUAUGUAUAAAAUAAAUAAGCUACAAGGAUAUAUUGUACAAGAGAGAAUAUAGCCAAUAUUUUAUAAUAACUAUAAAUGGAGUAUAACCUUUAAAAAUUGUGAAUCACUAUGUUGUACACCUGAAACAUAUAAUAUUGUACAUUUUCUCUCUCCCUCUGUCUCUCUAUAUAUAUAUGUAUGUAUGUGUGUGUGUAUAUAUAUAUAUAUAUAUAUAUAUAUGUAUGUAUGUAUGUAUGUAUGUAUGUAUAUAUCCUGGAGAAAACUUCACAGAGUCAGUUCUACAGCAAUGCAUUGUAUGUGUUCCUGAAAACCACCAAGUUAUGCAAAAUCCAACAGAAAAUCACAAGGCCUAUUGAGACCCUUGAAAUACCUUCAGUAAAACAAAAAAUAAAAUGGAAGCCUAAUAUAUGUGGUACUACAGUUUGACACGUUAAAAGUUUGAGAAACAAACCAAAAAAAUACCGUAACAAAUAUGGUCCUUGACCUUCAUUCUGUCGUUGGCACAUGUGUAAUUACAAACACUGGGCCCUGUAAUAAUUUAUUUAAAUAGUCCCCAUCAUUUCUGUUUAGUCAGUCUCUGUCUUCCCUGUAACAUUUUAUGGGGCAUAUUCUAUCCUAAGCAUAAAUAUGUCACUUCAAACUUUGAAAUUAACUACCCUCAAGUAUCUCCAUAUUCUGGUGUACAUGGCCACAGCAAGAAUUUCUGUGCUGUCUUGGUUUUCAGACUUACAGCUGUUGUCCAGGGGUUCCAUCCUCAGCCAGACUUACAGCUGCUGUCCAGGGGUUCCAUCCUCAGCAGAGGAGUCAGGUAAUGCCCUUCAGUCAGCACUGCACCUCCUCUUCCCUGUACUGCAAAAAGUGAAAUCUUUUUUGGCAAGGCUGAAAGGGCCUUAAAUAUUGCAUGGGAGACACUUUCUAUGUUCCAGAAAUGGUUUAGGAAAUCUGGAAGGAACUCGAAUUAAGAAACUAGACACUUUCAGGUCUGUGCAAUUAAUGGGCACCAAUCUAACUGCUAUAUAUAAGUUUGCCUCCAGUAGGUUAAUAUUUCCCACAAAUGUUCCCCUGCAACUCGUCCUGGAGACUGGGUCCUACUGAAACACUGGAAAACUAAGCAUCCAGAAGACCAGUCCAUAUUUGCUGGGCCAGACCUCAUAAGGAACGACACAGGGAACAGAAACCACGCUGUUGAAGAAAACCAUGACCAAUAUCAUCCAAAUCCUGGCUGGUUCCAGAUCCCCGAUACUGACUUCUCUGAAUGGGCAAUGAACCCCUACAGAUCUUAAGUUGCUUUCAGAAGGAAGUUACGAGAAAGAAAUUAAGGUGAGGGACUUCCCUGGUGGUCCAGUGGUUAAGAAUCUGCCUUCCAAUGCAAGGGACGUGGGUUCGAUCCCUGGUCGGGGAACUAAGAUCCCACAUGCCAUGGGCCAACUAAGCCCGCGCACUCUAAAGCCCGUUCGCCAAAACUAGAGAGCCCGUGUGCUGCAACUGCUGAGCCCACGCACCACAAUGAAAGAUCCCAUGUGCUGCAACUAAGACCAAACACAGCCAAGUAAAUAAAAUAACUAAAUAAAAUAUUUUUUUAAAAGAAAUUAAGGUGAAUGGUACCAAAGCUCUUGUUCAGUCAAUAGGAUUGUCUGCUGGCUUUAUAUACUGUUAACCUAACUGCAUGCCUGACAUUUAUGACUGAGGAACUCUAAAUCUUUGUGGGGAUAUCUAUGCUCCUAGUGGGAUGGCUACAGUGGUGACUUUGGCAAAGUAAACUUCUUCAGAAGGUAAUGCCCCAAGGCAAAGCAACAAAUAAUUAGCUCACUAGAUCACCAGAAUGAGUGUUCUUUUCUUUUGCUAUAUUUCCUCUGUGAUUUUAUCCUUCCAGGAUUGGAAGAAUAAUUAGGAUUUCUCAAACAUUGGGAAAAACAGGCAAUCUUUCUAGAUGUUGCCUAAGUCAUCUAAAACCUUUUUCUGUAUGUAAUCAUGCUGACCCCUUGGUUGUGCCUGUCAUGAGUGUUUUGGCCAUCCUGAACUUCACUAUGAUUAUGAAUUAAAAAAAAAAACUUCAGAUGUACUCUGGGAAAAAGCUGACUCAUUAGCCAAAGUAGUCCUAGAUAAUUGUAUAGCUCCAGAUUAUAUACUAGCUGAACAGGGUGAAGUUUGUGCUAUUGCUAAUACCUCUUGUCAUGUAUACAUUAAUGCCUAAGCUGAAGUGGAAACUCAUAUAGACAAAAUCAGGCAACAGACUACUGGCUACAGCAAAUAUCCCAGAAGUACUGGGUCCAAACUGGUUUCCAGGACUAUUUUCCUGGAUCCAAUCUCUUAGGAAAUAUAUGCUCAUGGAUCCCAUCAGGAAUAAGGUCUAUAUUAUAGGGAUUAGUUAACUAGGUGGUGUUGUUUUAUGCUUGCUAGGAUUUAUAUUCCUUCUUGUCAGAAAUCUACUUGCUGUUUGUCUCAUAUGUUUAAACCCCAAACCCCAACCCAUAUGAACAUAAAGGCCCAGAACAAAAGCCUUGGCCUCAUCUAGGGAAUCAUGAGUAUUUGCAAUCAAAUAAGAAACAGUUUCAUUCCUCAAGCCCAUAUCAGGCCUAUGCCUCUUCUGCAGGAAGUAGCCAGAGUAGUCAUUGCCCCUCUUCCCUUAAGACUGAGUAAUGAUCAAAAGGCAGGGGGUGGGGGUGGUGUGAUGAACUGGGCGAUUGAGAUUGACAUGUAUACACUGAUGUGUAUAAAAUUGAUGACUAAUAAGAACCUGCUGUAUAAACAAAUAAAUAAAUUUUUUUUAAAAAAGAUGGGGUAUUGAAACUAUUCCUUAUAGGGUUAAAAAACCCAUCCUGAAACCGUGCCCCAUAGGGUUAACAGAAAUUGGUGACUAACAGAAAUUCUUGAACUUGUCUGACAGAACAGGAGAUAAUGGAGCAGCUAGUUGAAAACACCUUGGCUUGUAACACAACAAAAGUGGCUGAAAAUAGAUGAAACCAAUGUGGCCAAACCAAGUAUGCACAGAAUAGACUUGGUUGUCUGAUAAAUGACCUUCAACUUUACAGCCCCAAAUUCCCCCAAACGUUUCAUACCAACUCCUCCUGAAUUUGCACGUGUCCCUGAAAGCAUGUAGCUCCAUUGUGCCUGCACAGAACGACGAUUAUUUCACCUUUUCCUGCCUCCAAUCACCUUCCCUAUACCACUGACAACACUACACUCUUCACCCAUAAAUGGCCCAAGUUCCCCAUCUCCUGAAAUGUGUAUUUGGUAUUUGUUCUCCAAUCUCCUCACUUGGCUGCCUUGUACAAAUAAAAAUAAGCCCUUUCUCUGCUGCAAACCUCCACAUCUCAGUAUUUGGCUUGCUGCACAUUGGGCAAACGGACCUGGUUUGGUAACAUGCUUUUCUUCACAUAAAAUUUGUUUCUAUAAAUGCAAAAUAAACGAGACUUUAUUUUCUCUGAAUGAGAAUGAAUGUUAACUUUUACAACUGAGAGAAAUUUAGAAAUAUACUAGACUUUGGCUAACAAUACAUGUCCCUCCCCCCUUUGCAAAACAAAGGAACACCACCAAAAGCACUUAUGCAUAGCAGCAGCUAUCAUUCUCAAACUCAGCAUCUGGGAACCCAUCUUCCCUGUCUUACUGCUCAUCACAUGCUUGUAGGAAGAAAUCUUUAGAGUGAAAACUGUGAGGUUCAGUGUGCUUACUAGGGAUAAGUGAGAGAUGUUUUCAUAAAGGGUUGGUAACAGGAGGAGAAACGAAAAUCUCCAGCAGCCCUGAAGCAGGUGGACAAGUGUGGUGAUAGCCUCUGGUUCCCUUAACAAAUGUCUUUCCUUUCCUGUUUUUGUCUGUUUGUCUGCUAUCUGUCUCUCUAAAUUUUUUAAUAUUUCAACCUCAGAAAGCCUAAUUAUUUUUUAAAAUGCUUAUUUAUUUAUUUUUGUCUGUGUCAUGUCUUUGUUUCUGUGCAUAGGCUUUCUCUAGUUGGCGAGCAGGGGCUACUCUUUGUUGCGGUGCACAGGCUUCUCAUUGUGGUGGCUUCUCUUGUUGCCAAGCAUGGGCUCUAGGCACGCAGGCUUCAGUAGUUGUGGCUCAUAGGCUCUAGAGCACAGGCUCAAUAGUCGUGGCGCAUGGGCUUAGUUGCUCCAUGGUAUGUGGGAUCUACUCAUUGUGGUGGCUUCUCUUGUUGCAGAGCAUGGGCUCUAGGCACGUGGGCUCAGUAGUUGUGGCUUGAGGGCUCUAGAGUGCAGGCUCAGUAGUUGUGGCACACGGGCUUAGUUGCUCCACGGCAUGUGGGAUCUUCCCAGACCAGGAAUUAAACCCAUGUCCCCUGCAUUGACAGGCGGAUUCUCGACCACUGUGCCAUCAAGGGAAGUCCCGCCUAAUUAUUUCUUAAUCUAUGAAUCUAUAAUCUUCAUAGAUUUCCUGAAAUACAUUCCUUAAGAGAAUGUGAAACCUAUCUGGAGGAAAAAAAAAAGAAAUCUACUAACCCAAUUGUUUGCUGUGAGAACAGUGGCUGCAGGUGUGGAAAGGGGGGGAUUCUGAACCCUGGGUAAAUGUUUUGAAAUGCCAUGAUCUCAUCUUUUUGCUGGAAGGUGAUUAAUCACUUCAUCUGUAAUUGCAGUAAUAGUGUCUGCAAAGGGAUUUGAGGUCAUUUCUGGAAAACAUUUGUGAGCUAUGCAACCACUGAAAGCUACUAAAAGUGAUUAAUAAAGAUAUCUUAACAGGAGAGCAGAACAGAUAGGGAAGAAAUUAUUUUUGAAAUAAAAAUCCUAAUGGAAAAGGAGCAGAAGACACUGAAAUCUAAUAGUUGAGAGAAGAAAGAAAAAAACUGAGCACAUCCUAUCCAUCUUUCUUAGUCAAUUCAGCGUUUGAAUCCAAAAUAUGACUUCUUUCCAUUCCUGAGAACCCUUGAAGGUAUUGAAACUGAUUGGGUGAGACAGGAAUAAGCAGUGUUGGAAAAAAUAGCAAACAAUGUUACAAAUGAACAGGAACUUCCGGUUUUCAUGUUUGUUCAGUGCUUCAACAUAUAUUCAUUGCAUACCUUGUCAGGCACAUUCCUAGAUAUAUAUGAGUGCACAGAACAUAAUAAGUAAAAAAAAUGCAUCCUCAUGGAAAUUGCAUUCUGGUUAAGGGAAACACACAACAAGCAAUGUGCUAAGUUGUUAAAUUACAUAGUAUCUUAGAUGGUUAUAAUAGGUCUUAGGGAAAGAGAAAAGAAGAACCACAUAGAGGUGAAGAAAAGUAUAGGGAGUAGGGAAGCAUUGCAAUAGUAAAUUGGGUCUCCAUAGUAGGAGUCAGGUGUAGAUGAAAUUUGAGGAAAUAAUUAAGGUGGUUAGUGAUAAAGUCUUUAUUCCUUCCCAAACGUUAUAUAUUUAUUUUCUUGACUUAUUUCACUAGAGAGAAACACCAAUGUAACAAUGAAUAAAAGUGCAUAGAGCAGUUCACAAUGUGUGGGGAAGUAUUUUAUAAGGGACAAAGAGGUAUGACAUUUGCAAUAGCACUUUUGUAGAAGCAUUAUAUAAGAUAAAAGAAGAUCCCUUCUGUAUUAGUUUGAUUUCCCUCUCCUCUCCAUCUCUCUCUCCUCACACACACAGCAAUUAAAAAAACAAAACCAAAAUAAAACAAAAAACACACUGGAAAAAGUAUUUUGAGCUGAAUAGAAAAAAACACUCAACAGAAGAAAAUUUGUGAGAGGUUUCUUUUUUGUUGCAUUCAUUCAUUAUUUUUUUACGUUUAUAUUAGGUUCAGGUGUAUAACAUUGAUUCAUUAUUUUUGUGCAUUAUGAAAUGAUCACCUCAGUAAGACCAGUUACUAUGUUUGAGCACUGGUUACAAUAUUAUUGACUAUAUUUCCUAUGUGCAAAUUACAUCCUCAUGACAUUCAUUUUAUAUCUGGAAUAUUCUACCUUGUAAACUGCUUCACCUAUUUUGUCCAACCAUUCAUCCCCCUUCCCUCUGGUAACCAUGAGUUUGUUCUCUGUAUCUAUGAGUCUGUUUCUGUUUUGUUUGUUCAUUUUUUUUGUUUUUUAGAUCCAACAUAGAGGUAAAAUCAUAUAGUAUUUCUUUCUCUGACUUAUUUCAUUUAACAUAACACCCUCCAGGUCCAUCCAUGUUGUUGCAAAUGGCACGAUUUCUUAUUUUUUAUGGCUGAGUGAUAUUCCAUUUUGUGUGUUAUACAUAGCUACACACACACAUACAUACCACAUCUUUAUCCAUUCAUCUAUUGAUAAACUUAGGUCCUGUCAAUAUCUUGGCUAUUGUAAACAAUGCUGCAAUGAACAUAGGGGUGCAUAUGUCUUUUCAAAUUAGUGUUUUUGUUUUCUUCAAAUAAACUGAAGUGUAAUUGUUCAACCAUUGAUAGUUCUAUUUUCAGUUUUUUGAGGAACCUCCAUACUGUUUUCCACAGUGGCUGGGCCAAUUUACAUCCCCAUCAACAGUGUUUGAGGGUUCCCUUUUCUCCACAUUCUGGUCAACACUUGUUUCUUUUUAAAAAAUUUAUUUUACUUAUUUAUUUUUGGCUGCAUUGGGUCUUUAUUCCUGCAUGCAGGCUUUCUCUAGUUGUGGUGAGUGGGGACUACCCUUUGUUGCUGUGUGUGGGCUUCUCAUUGCAGUGGCUUCUCUUGCUGUGGAGCGUGGGUUCUAGGCACAUGGGCUUCAGUAGUUGUGCCUCACAGGCUCUAGAGCACAGGCUCAGUAGUUGAGGUGCAUGGGCUUAGUUGCUCCAUGGCAUGUGGGAUCUUCCCAGACCAGGGCUUGAACCCAUGUCCCCUGCAUUGGCAGGCAGAUUCUUAACCACUGCACCACUAGGAAGUCCUGUUUUUUUUUUUUUUUUUUCUGGUACACGCGCCUCUCACUGCUGUGGCCUAUCCCGUUGCGGAGCACAGGCUCCGGAGCGCAGGCCCAGUGGCCAUGGCUCACGGGCCCAGCCACUCCACGGCAUGUGGGAUCCUCCCGGACCAGGGCACAAACCCGUGUCCCCUGCAUCGGCAGGCGGACUCCCAACCACUGCGCCACCAGGGAAGCCCUGUUGUUUCUUUUUGAUAAGCCAUUCUGACAUGCGUGAGGUGGUAUCUCAUUGUGGUUUUGAUUUGCAUUUCUGUCAUGAUUAAUGAAGUUGAGCAUAUUUUCAUGUGCCUGUUGGCCAUCUGUAUGUCUUCUUCGGAAAAAUGUCUAUUCUGCUUCUUAGCCCGUUUAAAAAAAUUUUUUUAUUUUAA
Orcinus orca (killer whale) is the source of this 14856-nucleotide messenger RNA. Its product is annotated as zinc finger protein OZF-like. Bases 243 to 1958 code for a protein of 571 amino acids. NCBI's taxonomy places the organism in Eukaryota, Metazoa, Chordata, Mammalia, Artiodactyla, Delphinidae. Gene Ontology annotation, molecular function: DNA-binding transcription repressor activity, RNA polymerase II-specific. Gene Ontology annotation, biological process: negative regulation of transcription by RNA polymerase II. The transcript has 4 exons. The record is from RefSeq and is a predicted model, not a curated record.